GUGCCACUUUCAGGUCUCCUCACACUGCUGGUGUGUUCCAUUUUUUGUCAUAGGGUGCUGGCAGAUUACGGGCCUCCCAUUGCUGCUGCCAGGCCCGUAAUCUGCCAUGGGCCCCUGUACCCGCCUCCUCAUGCUGCUGCCAGGUCCAGAGUGUGUCAUGGGUCCCUGUACGGCCUCCCAUUGCUGCUGUCUCCAUCGCCACACUCUGCCAUGUGCCACUUUCAGGUCUCCUCACACUGCUGGUGGGUUCCAUUUUGUCAUAGGGUGCUGUAUGGCCUCCCAUUGCUGCUGCCUCCACCGCCACACUGUGGCUCCACACUCUGGUUUUGGCCCCGUGACUGCCCAAAUGAGUGAAGUGUGUGGUGAUUCUAAGAUCGACGGCACUCAUCUGCAUGUCAUACUG
This is a messenger RNA of Staurois parvus, 403 nucleotides long. Lineage: Eukaryota; Metazoa; Chordata; Amphibia; Anura; Ranidae. The record is from the annotation of a GenBank genome assembly.